Messenger RNA from Miscanthus lutarioriparius, 3153 nucleotides. The record is from the annotation of a GenBank genome assembly. Lineage: Eukaryota; Viridiplantae; Streptophyta; Magnoliopsida; Poales; Poaceae.
AUGGCCACGGCAGCUGUCGUGGGUGUUACCACCGGGGUGAUGAAGCCCCUCCUGUCCAAGCUCACCAAGCUGCUGGAAGAAGUGUACGUCAAGCUCAAAGGCGUGCGCAAGCAGAUCAAGUUUCUGAGAGAUGAGCUGAGCGCCAUGAGUGCAACGCUCGAGAUGCUCGCAGAUGCAGAGGAGCUCAACCCUCAAACGAGAAAAUGGAGGGACAAGUUACGUGAGCUGGCCUAUGACUUGGAAGAUUGCAUUGAUGCCUUCAUGGUUCGUGUUGACCAUGAGCAUGAUGGACAUUCGGGCUUCAUCAAGAGGUUCUUCCGCAAGUUGAAGAAACUGAAACCACGUCAUGAGAUCGCCAAUCAGAUCCAAGAACUCAAGGCAUCUAUUAUAGAGGCAAGCAAGAGGCACAAGAGGUACCAGUUAGUCGAUAUCUCUUCCAACUCUAGAAGUACUUGUUCUCUUGAUCCUCGGUUAUCCGCGCUGUAUGUGGAGAUAGAUAAGCUUGUCGGCAUUGACGGUCCUAAGAAGUAUAUCAUUGAGUGGUUAACCAAGGAAACCAAGAAGGCGGAUUCAUCAGAACUUAAAGUGCUCUCUAUUGUUGGUUGUGGAGGUCUUGGUAAGACUACUCUUGCAAACCAAGUCUAUAAAGAUGUUAAAAGCCAAUUUUCAUGUGCAGCUUUCGUCUCGGUCUCUCGAACUCCUGAUGUCAGAAAAGUAUUAAGAGGCAUUGCAAAAGGAGUUGGUAUUACCAUUACCAGUAAUAUGCUGGAUGAUGAUGAGAAGGAACUCAUUGAUAAACUCAGGGAACACCUUCAGGAUAAAAGGUACCUCAUUGUAAUUGAUGAUGUAUGGGAUGCAAAACCAUGGGAGACCAUCAAGCUUGCAUUAAUGAAUAACAAUUGUGGUAGCAGAGUAAUCACUACAACACGUAGCAAUGACGUUGCAUCAUACUUGUCUUCCCAAGGCGGUAAUGUUUAUCAAAUGAAAUCUCUCAGGUUUGAGGACUCCAAGAGGUUGCUUUUUAAAAGAGCAUUUGGUUCUGAAAACUUAUGCUAUACUCAUUUGGGUACUGCUCCGGAUGAGAUAUUAAGAAAAUGUGAUGGUUUACCAUUAGCAAUCAUCACUAUAUCUAGCAUGUUAGCUGAUCAGCACGCAAAAGGUGAAUGGGACAGUGUACUAAAUGAUAUUGGUUCUUCUCUUGCUAAGAAUCCUGGUGCUGAGAAUAUGACGGCCAUAUUAUCUAUGAGUUACUUUGAUAUUCCUCACCAUCUAAGAACUUGUUUGUUGUACUUGAGUGUGUACCCAGAAGAUUAUAAGAUUGAGAAACAAUGUUUGAUCAAUAGGUGGAUUGCAGAAGGGUUCAUUCAGAAGGAAAAAGGUCAAAAUGAAUAUGAAAUUGGUGAGCGUUACUUCAAUGAUCUGAUCAACAGAAGCAUGAUCCAACCUGUUAGAGUAAAGUAUGGUCAGGUGAAGGCAUGUCAAGUGCAUGACAUCAUCCUUGACUACAUCAAAUGCAAGGCCGCUGAAGAGAAUUUUGUAACUUCAUUACAUGCUGCAGAGCCUGUAUAUACAUCAGAAUACAAGGUUCGUAGGCUUUGUGUGAGCAACGACAAUGAAGAAAAUGUUACUUUAUGGGCAGACCAGAUCUUGUCUCAUGUUCGGUCAGUUACUAUAUUUGGAGAGCCUGUGAAAAUCUCUUUGUUGCCUUCCACUCCUCUUCGUGUGUUGGACCUAAGAGAACACUAUGGCAUGCAAAACUAUCAUCUUGCAAGUAUUGGGAAGUUGUUUAAUCUUAAGUACUUGCGUCUCUGCUCAUGUUUCAUAACUGGGCUCCCUGAGACUGUUGGUGAACUACAUCAUCUACAGACAUUGGAUGUGCAAGGCACUCGUAUUAAAGAACUACCACGAACUAUCACGGAACUUCAACAACUGACUCGUUUAUAUGUUGAUUGGUAUACUAGAUUUCCAGAGGGAACAAUAGGAAAGAUGCACAGCUUGGAAGAGCUGAGCUGGUAUGGAGUCCAAUCCUACGGGCAAGCGAAGUCCAUACAAGAAUUCAGCAAACUCACCAAGCUGAGGACACUAAAAAUUAGAUGCGAUGUUUAUACACCAAAUUUUUGGGACUCAGAAGGAAGAAGCCAAGCCGAGCGCGUUCACAGUUAUGUUGGAAAUUUAUUAUCUUCAUGCAACCUGCAUCAUCUUAUAUAUAGGGUGCCAAAUUGGAUGGGAUCCUUGGAGAGGGGGUACAUCCUGAUGAAGUACCCGCUGCCGCUACAUUCAUGGCAUCCUGCAGCUUCCUGUAGCAUCCGCAAGCUCUGCAUUAAAACAAUUCCCAUCUAUAGGGUGCCAAAUUGGAUGGGCUCACUUGGAAAUCUCGGUGUGCUAGAACUGGAGGUCAUGUGUGUGCGACCAGAAGAUGUUGAGAUCCUUGGAGAAAUACCCAGUUUGCUUUUUCUCAACCUAGACACUUGGGGGGGCACUAGCGGAAGGAUCGUCUUCCCUGGCAACAGCGGAUUCAGAAGUCUGAAACAAUUCUCCCUGUGUAUCAAGUUUUGUGGGACCUCCCUGGAGUUUGAAGCGGGAUCAAUGCCAAAGCUUGAGCACGUGAAGCUUGAGUUCAAUGCGCAUGAGAUGGAGUGCCUGAACGGUGCUUCUAGUUUGGGCAUCCAGCACCUCUCGUCUCUCAACAGGGCUGAGAUAGAAAUUGGUAGCGACUGGCAUGAGUAUGACGUGGACUACAACCCAGUGGAAGAUGAUCAUGAUGACACUGCCCGAUGUAUUUCAAGAGCCAUUAAUGCUGCCAUCGAGACACUUCCCAACCGUCCCACUGCCAGCUUCAAAAUACGAGAAGUUGACUGCAAACAUUUCGAAUCUUUUUUGUGGGAGUGGAAUCAAUAUCACGAUGGGUUAUUCAAUGAGUGGCUCAAACUUUGGCAAAUUAGAGAAGAGCCGGCGAACCAACCUACUGAUGGAGAGACUGAACUAGAGGACGCGUCAGAUGAAGAAAAGGAAGAGAAGCAGACUGAUGAAGAGGAAGAGGAGCAGACAUAUGACGACGAAGACGACUUUGAAGAGUAUCAGACUGAUGAGGAGGAAGAGGCCGAUGAAAAGGAAGCAGGGCAGCAAAUGAACAGUGGUGUAGCAUUCAGCUAG